Messenger RNA from Aspergillus wentii DTO 134E9, 2775 nucleotides. RefSeq lists its product as uncharacterized. The record is from RefSeq and is a predicted model, not a curated record. Gene Ontology annotation, biological process: magnesium ion transmembrane transport; intracellular magnesium ion homeostasis. Bases 1 to 2775 code for a protein of 924 amino acids. Lineage: Eukaryota; Fungi; Ascomycota; Eurotiomycetes; Eurotiales; Aspergillaceae. Gene Ontology annotation, molecular function: magnesium ion transmembrane transporter activity. The transcript has 3 exons. Gene Ontology annotation, cellular component: plasma membrane.
AUGCCUCCACCACAGCCAUCGUCUAUCUCUGGCAGGCGCUCCCAGCACAACGGUCACUCCGCCAGUACAGCUGGCCCUGCGAGACCUGGCACGAUGGCCCCGGAGACAACGCAGGAGUCCCGCUCAGACAGCAAAUCUGGCACCAGCAAAUCAGCCAAGCGGAGGAAAAACCGCAAUCGCAAGCGCCGUACCCGCCGCCAGUCAUUUCUAGCUGCAGAAGAACCUCACGCUGGGGCUGCUUCUGUUCCAGGUCCCGACACCGAGACUACGGCCCCAUUAGCGGCCAAUCAUCCCACUACUCCGUUCUACAAGUUGGGGAGACGUCUGAGUAACACAAGUCUGGAAAGUGAGGCCUUGUUGGAUCAUCGAAACCAACCUAUGAUACCGCCGCGCAGAGACAGUCGUCUCGCUCAAUCCUUUCGACCUGGCUCCUCGUCAACACCCUUCCGCUCUGGCGACGGAGGUUCUCUCAAUCCUCUCUCGGCAAUGAGAAAUAACAAUACAGGGAAUGAUAGUGACGAUUCUGAGGCGGUGGAUGAUCGGACACCGCUGAUGCGGCCCUCUUCGGGCCACACUUCCAACCUGCCUCGAUACGGGGCAGAUAGCCGAUCGAGUCCCUACCCAUCUCGUCCUCGACCAGCAUCCGUUCAUACAAUCUCAUCACGAUGUUCUCCUCGCCAUAACAGUCCUAUGAUCCCAGAGCCGGAUCGCGAUUAUGAUAUUAACAAUCCACCUUCCAUGCCCACCUCACCCAAGGUGGGUCCAGAGAUGGGAUAUGACGAUGCAGUGGUCACUGGGGCGGAAUUUGAUUUUUCGUUGGCUAGAUCUGUCGAAAAUCGACGAGGCUCGAUCUCUCUGCCGCAUGACAUGGUAAUUGAUAUGGACGGUGAUGAAACGCAGCACAGCCAUUCAGACCCGCCCUCUCCAUCGUCCUCCCGGCCAGGGUUACAGGAUUCCCUCCGCCGGCGUCGAACCGUUGCGUUCCCCGUCGAGGAAGAUGUUUGCCUCCCGAUUGCGGAGCCGUCAGAAAUGGCGGAAGAGGAUAUGCCACAAGUAUCUCGGGAUGGUAGCCGUAGGCGGAGGCGGCAUAGGCAGUGGCCGGACCUUUCUAUUCUGGACGAAUGGAGUCGUGAAGAAAAAGAGGACCGGCAUGGUGACUUCCGUACGAAACAAAUUAGUGAACCGAUGCUCAUCGAGGGUCGAUUGCGACCCCAAUAUCGCACGUGGCGGCGGGAGGAAGAUGAGGUACCGUACCGGUUCACCUAUUUCAACGAAGAAUUCGAUAGCACCAUCCAUGCCCAGACAAUAUCGGAAUUGGUGCAGCCUGGAGGCAGCUUCCGCGAUCUGUUCAUCCCCGAACCUCCUGAGUUGGAAGAUUCGUCGGACGAGGACGACGUGGAAACCGACCAUCCAAUCCGCGAGAGCACUCUUGGUACCGACAUUCAUAGCAAUGGAAUUAAGACUCCAUCUAAUGGGACAUAUGCCGCUAACCACCACUACAACAUGAAGAACAACAAUGGAAGUUACGAUAUCAAAAGCAACCAUACCCCCACUGAAAAUAAGCAGCAGCCCCGCGCGCAUUCAAUCAUCAGCGAAGCCGUUUCGGAUGCACGUGUAUCAGAAGCACGACUAUCUGCAGAAAUGCCGGCUUUCAAAGAACAGCAACAGUCCAAACCGAAGCGUUAUGGGCCCCGACCAGCCUUCUGGCUCGAUGUUCUCUGCCCGACAGACGCCGAAAUGAGGGUAAUCGCCAAAGCAUUUGGAAUACACGCGCUUACAGCGGAAGACAUUAUGAUGCAGGAGGCCCGAGAGAAGGUGGAGCUAUUCAGGAAUUACUACUUUGUCAAUUACCGCACCUUCGAGCAGGACCCCAGUAGCGAGAAUUACCUGCAGCCAGUGAACAUGUAUGUGGUGGUGUUCCGUGAAGGUGUGAUAUCCUUCCAUUUCUCUCAGACACCCCACCCUGCCAACGUACGGCGACGUAUCCGCCAACUUAUGGAUUAUCUGAUUCUGAGCUCCGACUGGAUUUCUUACGCACUCAUUGAUGAUAUCACUGAUGUGUUCGGCCCACUCAUCCAGGCCAUUGAAGACGAAGUCGACGAAAUUGAUGAGAACAUUAUGCACAUGCACUCUCUCGGGCGGACUGCUACGUCUUCCAACAAGGAGGAAGGAAAUGACGGUGUAUCGACAUCCCUCACCCCGGGUGAAAUGUUGCGGCGAGUGGGUGAAUCUCGCAAGAAGGUGAUGGGUAUGUACCGGCUUCUAAGCAACAAGGCGGAUGUUGUCAAGGGGUUUGCCAAACGGUGUAAUGAGCAGUGGGAAGUGGCACCGAAGUCAGAAAUUGGCUUGUAUCUGGGUGAUAUCCAGGAUCAUAUCAUGACUAUGACGAGUAGUUUGACCUACUAUGAGACCAUAUUGUCGCGAGCCCACUCCAACUACCUAGCACAGAUCAACAUUUUGAUGAACGAGCGACAGGAACAGACGGCAGAUGUGCUAGGGAAGCUCACCGUUCUUGGAACAAUCGUGCUUCCCUUGAACAUUAUCUGUGGUAUGUGGGGAAUGAACGUCAAGGUCCCUGGCCAGGACGUGGACAGUCUAGAUUGGUUUUGGUCGAGUAUGGUUCCCUCUUCUUUUGCACCAUCUAUGAUAAUGGCUAACUUGUUUUACUUUUUCAGUUACUGCUGGGCUCAUUCUCUUUGCCAUUGCUUCGUUCUAUAUCGCGAAGCGAGUGUACAAAAUUGUAUAAAUUGCAGGGCGUUUCAUGAAUGUCCUUGA